Messenger RNA from Aspergillus tubingensis, 939 nucleotides. Its product is annotated as 2EXR domain-containing protein. The transcript has a single exon. The record is from RefSeq and is a predicted model, not a curated record. The coding region runs from base 1 to 939 and encodes 312 amino acids. NCBI's taxonomy places the organism in Eukaryota, Fungi, Ascomycota, Eurotiomycetes, Eurotiales, Aspergillaceae.
AUGAACAAUCCCACUUCAGCAGACCCCACCCCACACACCUCAAGAAGAAAUCAAACAACAGCCAACACAGCAAAAUCAUUCCCACUCUUCAACUUCCUCCCCGCCGAACUCCGCCACCAAAUUUGGCAAUUCGCCCUCCCCGAACCCACACACCCUAUUUCAGCCUUACUCCCCCACAGAAAAGGUUGCUGGGUGACCAAAUCCAUCCCCUACACAGGAGAGGCAGGCCAAGUCAACGACCCCAAUGGCAACUACGAGAUAGUAUUCGACAUGAGCCUUCUGGACCACGUACAGAUUUAUACUCCUUUACUGCACGUGAACAGCGAAUCGCGAGCCAUUGCGCAGAAAUGGGCGCAGCGUAUAUCAGCUCCACGGACGAACCGCCUUAACGAACAACAACAAAUUCAGGCUCAAAUGUGCCAGGAUGGUCAUAGUAGCGAAUAUAUACCCCCCUUCUCCCGCCCAUUCGAUAUCGACAGCGACUGGCUCUACCUCGUUCCCGACAACAUUGUGGAUUUGAUCCUCGGGGCAGGAGACCGUCUGGAACAGCCCGAUAUGAACGGCAAGGCGGCGAGGGUGGUGUUUUCGUUGCCGUUGGUGGUUGUGAGUGAGGAGGUUAUCUGGCUUGAGGAUGAGGCGCUUGUGGAGGAAAUUAUGGAGCUGUUUUCGAUCAUGGGACCGGUUUAUAUUGUAGUGGGGGAGCAGCCGAAGUGGAAGGAGGGCGGGGUGCAGAGAUGGUGGGAUGUGGAGUUAGUGUCGAGGAGGGCGUUUGUUUGGCAGUGGAUGGAGAGUCGGUUUGUGGAAACGGUCGAAGAGAGGUUUGGGAGUGAUGAGGUGCAUGAGAGGAUUGCGCAAUGGUGUGAGUGGAUGGGGAGGGUGUUGACGAAGAUUAAUAGAACGAGAUUUGAGAUGGGGGUGGUGAGGGCUAUUAGGAGGUGA